This is a messenger RNA of Gilbertella persicaria, 315 nucleotides long. RefSeq lists its product as uncharacterized. Lineage: Eukaryota; Fungi; Mucoromycota; Mucoromycetes; Mucorales; Choanephoraceae. The transcript has a single exon. The record is from RefSeq and is a predicted model, not a curated record. Bases 67 to 276 code for a protein of 69 amino acids.
GCAAUACGUUGGUCUUUUAUUAAUGUAUAUAAGCUGGAGUGAUAGAAAGGAAAGAAGAGCAAAAGCAUGGGUCUUUUACUGACACUUACAAUGGAGAUUUUUUUUUUCAGUUGUGUACUACAUGGUAUAAACUUUGAGUAUCUGUGCACAAUACAUAUGGUACACAAAGCAAAGUGUUUAGAACUGCAAUUCUAUUACUUGUAUGCAAUCAAAGAAAUAGUUGUGUUUAUUUGUUGUAUAUAUGCAAAUGGAAGCCAUAUUAUGUCAUAUCGAUAAAAAAAAAGUAUCUUGUCGAAUGAUCAAGCCAUCCUUUUU